Molecule: messenger RNA, 3762 nt
Organism: Pocillopora meandrina
Lineage: Eukaryota; Metazoa; Cnidaria; Anthozoa; Scleractinia; Pocilloporidae
Source: the annotation of a GenBank genome assembly
AGCAUCUGCUGAUUGGAAAGUUAAAUCGCGUUGGCUUCAAUUUACCAAAAUGGGAGCGAAAUUCCUGAGCUUCGUUUUCUUCCUUUUGUUUUUAUCUCCAGCCAUGGCAUAUCUAGGGAGCUACCGGUUUGGCAAACGCAACUUGGUGGAGAAGGUAGCUAUUACAGAUUAACGUUCUUUGAAUCCCUUGUAAUAUUGAUGCAUGAUGUAAAUCAUCUUCGAAAUCAGCUUUAAUACACCUACAUCCUUCCUUGUACAUUAAUCGGAUUUGAUUCUUGCAAAUCGAAAGACUUGGGACAACAUCGUAAUUUGUUUAGAAGGAAAACAAAGCGACAUCAUGUGAAGGAUUAAAUUCUUCUUAAAAUAAAGCUUAGGGAAGUUAUUUACGAUGAGUGAACAUGGGGUAAGUGUCAGGUUAAGGUCAGCGAAACUCAGCAGGAUUAUAAGGAACUGGAGCUAAUAUAGGUUUAUUAAAGAAAAUUGGAUGGUAAUUCUUCAAAUUUACUUUACGUCUAAGUAGCGGAACAGGAGAAAGGAUAGAAAAAAAAAAAAAAAACCUGGAGCGAAUGUAAACACUCCAGUCCUUUUUCCACUAAAUUCAUUAAAUCGGCGUCUUUAACUUGUUUGCUACCAAGUAAUAACUCAUUCGAUUAAUUCAGUCUCUCUUUUUUAAACUUUCAUAUGAUAAUCUUAAGAGGCAGAUGUCUGUUAGAUGGUAUUUAGCAUUACGGAGGCUGAGUUGAAACUCCCCUUUGACUUCAUCAAUCCACGUGUAAUUAAAUUAAACACUUUCCCUUAUCGGAAAGUCCCCCGUUUCUCAGCGUGAGACUCGGAACGCCUGCGGCGAAGGGGAAAAGAAGGUUUAAAAUGGGUCGUAAAUGUUUGUGUUCGACACAUGGUGAAUCUGCUUCAAUUCACAAUCUAGUUGGCAAGUGUAUCUUAAGCAUGACAACAAAAUUCCCUAGUUUGAUUUUACUUUUCCUAUUUUUAUCGUUAACAAUGGCAUUUUUACCAAGCAUACGGCAUGGUAAACGCGGCUUGCUACAAGAGGUAUUUACUGGCAUUUAGGUUUAAUUUAAUGUCCAAUCCUAAAUUGUUUUCAAUUUAGGAGUACAUAACUUCGUAAUCUUUGCUGCGGCGACAUGUUUACUCAAGGUUGCCGCAUCAUUUAGUGAAACACUUUAUCACUGUCGAAAGGUGAUUCUGCUAAACCGUCAUCUUCGUUAAUUUGUGAACUAUAGGAAAUGUAACUCGUUUAAGGAUUCUGAAAAAUGAUUUAAAGCUUAAUGAUUUGUAACAAAAUAUGUUUGUUUUUCUUCACCGGCUAUUUGGUUAGAUAGAUCUGUCUUCAUAACGUGGCGUUCAAAUUUAUCAAAAUAGAAAAUUUUAUAUUUGGACACGGUCUAAAUUAGAUUGUUUGUUUUUUCAAUCUUGACGUGAUCACAUCUUUUUUUUCUAAUACAUAUACUUUAAGUCUUUAAUUGAAUCGUAUAAAACAUAGAAAACAUACAGAUACUCACUCAAUACGCGAACAAUGUAUAUUAGGUAAUAUUACUCCUGUCUGGUACAGAGAUUCUUAGCGUUUUCUUAGCUUUUGUGUAGGUUGAAAGAUUGUCACUGUCUGUAUUUGACUUACGCUGGUUUUUACAGAUUUGUUUCAUACCGUCAUUAAUGUUGAUAGCUCUAUUCAGAAGAAUGCUCCAUAAAUUUGAUAUUUUUUUUAAGCGAAGAAAUUACGAAAUUACCAUAAACAGCGAUUCAGUGAGCGUUGUUUCGGUCCGAAAGAAACCUUCAUUUGAUAUGAUCCUUUUCUCGUUUUGCGUGUGAAUUGGAUUAGCUUGUUGAAAAGGAUUAAGAAUUUUAAUACGUUAGAUGAUUCAAGCGAUCCUUUUAAAUUCAAUUUAAUCAAUCGCUACCGAGUCAUAUUCCUCGUCUAACAGUUUCACAUUUUGAUCCUCUGAAGUCCCUCAACAAACUGGCGAAGAACUCAACGAAAAGUCAAAUUAGUUUUCUUCCAUAGCGAUACGGUCAUCGCGUUUGGCUGAUACCAAAAUUCUCUUGCGGUGAUCACUAACAUGGAUUCAAAAUGUUUGCCUUUGAUUUUUUUUCUGCUCUUUUUAUCAUCAACGAUGGCAUUUUUAGCAAACGUUAGCCAUGGAAAACGAGAUUCAAUACGAAAGGUACUUAUUGAGAAGUAAAAGUGUGCGUUAAGUUAAUCAAAGUGGUCUCAUCGCAUUUCAUAACCAAUUUUACAAAAAUUUUGGUUAAGAAUUUAAAGAAGAUACUCGUUAUAUUCUUCAGGGCCGGUUUCCACUAGGACAUUUCGUCCAACUCAACAUCCUAACGACAGUUUAUUUUUGUAAAAAGCUCCAGUUUGUCUCCAUUUCUCUAUUUACUUCUAAAUUUCACUUAAAAAAAUCCAAGUAACUAAGAAUUGAUAAGCGCAUCAAACACAAAAAGCAAUUCCGAUAUUCUUACUGAAAAUCAAAGCAAUCUGUGGUAAUUACUACACGACACGCUGUUGGUUUGAAUUUCAAUGUUUGUCUAUGAAAGAUAAAAGGUAAAAAUGUAUCUAAGAUAGCCCGGUAUUUUUCCUCCUUCUCCACUCUUACAAGGCCAUUUAGUUUCAGUUAUGUUAAAACAUCAGUUGUGCGCAAUUUCCUUUUUGAACACCAGGUGAUAAUCUUCCGGCAGCAAAUUGCGAAUUCGUUUGUUUUUGUUCAUGUUUGAUCGUUUGUUUGUUUGUUUGUUUUUACUAUUCGACGACGUUCUUUUUUUUUUAAGUCAAAGGUACGUAGCUUCACGCUUUAAAAAUUUUUUUUAAUGAGUGAUAGUGUUAAAAAUACAAGAAAAGAAAAGAACUCAAAGGAAAACAAAAGAAAAAAGAAGCCGUUCUGCUGAAGUAAAAUCAUUGGCAUUUACCAUUACAAAAGAGUUCUUUAAGUUUAUUUUUGCUGUUUGUUGUUGCCUCAAUCGUCUUUCUUAAUCUUUUUACGCCCUAACAUCAGCAUGAACAUUCUCCAUACUGUUCUCUAAGCAGCUGACAAAGAAAAUUUGUUUAACAACCAAUCUAUAUUCUGGUGUGUGAAUGAUUCGGAGGUGAGAUUAUAAGGAGAUAUUAGAUGCUCGCCUCUUAGGGGUCAAAAGGGUUUAACUCGUUGAAAACUGAACAUAGGUUCACUCUUUUUUCAAAAUAAAUGGAUACGUUGGAAAAUACUUUAGCGAUGCAAUGUUUUAAGGAGAAAAGGCUCUUUUUCGUAUUAAAGCUGAACGAAAUAUUCUAGAGGGUUGGUAUCGUAACAAAGUCACCGCAUGUAUAAUUAUGUGUGAAUGCCAUUAACUUUUAUGACCCUUUUCUCUCUGUCUUCUUGUUUUUAAGGCUAAUGCACAGGAUGACUUCAAGCAAUUUUGCCAAUUAGCCGAGAAGCUCUGUCAUCAAAAGACUGAAUCCAUAUCCGUGGAAAAUAGACGAAAAGAAGGAAGCCAUCAUUUACCAACAAUUGAAAAAAAACGUACCAACGAUAAAAACCUGUUAGGACCAGCGGUAGAGAGGCGAUGAGGAUACGCUAUGACUUCAGUUUUGACCUAAAAGAACCUAACAAACUCUAAAACAAUAUGACAUUACUAUAUUUUGGUUUUUUAUUGUAAUAUUUCAAUUAGAUAUAUUACUGUUACGCGAAAGAUGUUCAAAUAAAUCAGCAUUUAUUUUAAAAUGGGAACUAGACCAGUGUGAAUUUCAGUGUAUGUCAGAUUUUUUGGUGC